Molecule: messenger RNA, 2336 nt
Organism: Brassica rapa (field mustard)
Lineage: Eukaryota; Viridiplantae; Streptophyta; Magnoliopsida; Brassicales; Brassicaceae
Biological process (GO): N-acetylglucosamine metabolic process
Cellular component (GO): membrane
Molecular function (GO): beta-1,4-mannosylglycoprotein 4-beta-N-acetylglucosaminyltransferase activity
Source: RefSeq, a predicted model, not a curated record
UAUUUAAAACCAAAUAAUUUGUCAAGGGGUGUUGUUACACAUGAAAUGAUACCGUAUCAAUGAUUAUUUAAAUUAUAUAAAUCCAUACCGAAACCGUAAAAUUUAUAUAUUUUGUAAACAAGGAGGAAUAAUAUAAUCAACUGAAUGGGCUACAAUCGGUAAGAUGGCCCAGAUUAAAAAGCCCAAGAGCAAUGAAAGCAGAUAUUUUGCAUCGCCACGUGUCGAAACCAGACACAUAAAGUCAUUUACACGACAUAGGCGUUUGAGACUCGUGGCGGGGCCCGAGUAAAACCGUUAAGCUGCUGCUUAAUGACCUUAUAACCCCCAGACUAAUUAUCCCGUAGGCUGUUAGAGCUAGGGGUAAUUGCGUAAACUGCGAAAAUGAAGCAGAAUUAGAUGAUUAAAUUCUCUAUUUAUUCACAAUUAUGAUUUUGGCCCCUUGUUCUUUCUCAUUACCUCAGUGCCACCCAUUUCCAGAGAGGACACAGCCCUUUUUCAUCCUCUUUUCUCUCUUAAAAACCAUUUCUUUCUUUCUUUUUCUGAUAGUUUUGUUUCUCUCUGAAAAGUUUCCUUCUUUGAUUCAGCCUUUUUUUGAAAGUUUCUGUUUUUGUCAAAGUCUGUGAUUGGCAUUCUUGGUAAAUAAAACGGUGGAUCUGAUGUGGUGGAUGAUGGGAGAAGCUGGUGGACAUUACUGUUCUAAGAAGACUGAUGAUAUCUGUGGCGCUCUCUGUAGUCAGGUUCGAUCUCUUUCUUUGCGUGCUCGCUCUUAAACCACAUUGAUGCGUGGAGAAAAAACAAGAUCUUAACUUCCCUUUCCUCUAAAGUUCGAAACUUUCACUCCUUUUUCAAGAAACUGGUAGAUUCUCCAGCUUCUCCAGACUCUGUUGCGCUCUCCGCGGCGUGGACAUGAAGACAUACAUCUUCCUACUAGUCAUCGUCCCGACAUGUCUCCUCGCCGGUUACAUCCACGGCCAGAAGAUCUCCUACUUCCUCCGGCCACUAUGGGAAUCCCCACCGAAACCUUUCCACGACAUCCCUCACUACCACCACUCCAACGCCUCCAUGGCCACUCUCUGCAAACUCCACGGCUGGGGAGUCCGAGAGUUCCCUAGACGCGUCUACGACGCCGUUUUAUUCAGCAACGAGCUCGACAUUCUCUCUAUCCGCUGGCGAGAGCUCUACCCUUACAUCACUCAGUUCGUCCUCCUCGAGUCAAACUCCACCUUCACAGGCCUCCCCAAGCCUCUCGUCUUCGCUUCCCACAGAGACGAGUUUAGUUUCAUCGAGUCACGUCUCACUUACGGCUCCCUCGGUGGGAGGUUUAUCAAAGGGAUGAACCCUUUCUACGAGGAGGCGUAUCAGCGAGUGGCGUUGGACCAGCUUCUGAGGAUCGCUGGGAUCACUGAUGAUGACUUGUUGCUAAUGUCUGACGUGGACGAGAUUCCGAGUAGACACACUAUAAACCUCUUGAGAUGGUGCGACGAGGUGCCUAAGAUACUUCACUUACGGCUCAAGAACUAUCUUUACUCCUUCGAGUUCCUUGUUGACAACAAGAGCUGGAGAGCUUCUGUGCAUAGGUACGAGACGGGGAAGACGCGGUACGCUCAUUACCGACAGUCUGAUGAGAUUUUGGCGGAUGCGGGAUGGCAUUGCAGCUUUUGCUUUAGGAGGAUUAGUGAGUUUGUAUUCAAGAUGAAGGCUUAUAGCCAUAGUGAUAGAGUGAGGUUUAGGCGUUUCUUGAAUCCUGAGAGGGUUCAGAGAGUUAUAUGCAAAGGGGGUGAUCUUUUCGAUAUGUUGCCUGAAGAGUAUACUUUCAAGGAUAUUAUAGGGAAGAUGGGUCCGAUUCCUCAUUCUUUCUCGGCUGUUCAUCUUCCUUCUUAUCUCCUGGAGAAUGCAGAGAAGUAUAGAUUCCUCUUGCCGGGAAAUUGCAUCAGAGAAAAGGAAUGUUAGAUGUGAAUUUUCACCACACAGUCUUACUGAUCUCUCUACAUUGAGAGAAGAAAAAGGUUGGCUUGAAUCCUCCUCUGGGCUAAAAACACUCACACAACUGAUAGAUAAUCUCUGCGUUUUUUUGUCUGAGGCGUAUUGGUGUCAGUGGAAGCUGCAGAGUAUUUCAAGAAGACUAUUAAAGAGUAAAGAUUUUCUUGUAUAUAGAUAGAUCUCUUUGUUUCUUCAGGAUUCUGAUUUUGGAAUCUGGCAUGAAAACCUUCAUUACUUGUGUGAUCUUCUAUCUUCAAACAUGAGUAUGUGUUCUUCUUCUGAAUUUCCCCUUUGGGAAGUUUUGCUUUAAGACAUUCUUUGGUUGGCCUUAUUGUACAUCUGUCUCUUCCUCUCUA